Molecule: messenger RNA, 6255 nt
Organism: Phaedon cochleariae (mustard beetle)
Lineage: Eukaryota; Metazoa; Arthropoda; Insecta; Coleoptera; Chrysomelidae
Source: the annotation of a GenBank genome assembly
AUGGGAUUUUGUCCUCUAUCGGUCACCCACUCACCAUAUUUAAAUAUCUUCUAUAGUCAAAAUCUGAACAUUCCAGAGCUGCAGUUUUGGCAUCGCCGUCUCAAAAAUCUCCAGUACAUCUACGAGCAACUCAGAGAGCCUAAAGUCAGGAGCAUGGCAGUGGUCUUGGAGAGAACCAAUAGUGCUUACUUCGGCUGCUUUCAAAACACGUUCAAAAACACAGUUAUGGCUCUAUCUGAGGCCAAGGAUAUCAAUCUGUACUUGUCGCCUCUGAAAAAGCAUAUUCAAUCUCUCGAAGAAACGGAUUUUAGCGAAUGUAUUCCUCUGUUGAAGCCCUUGGUACAUGUUGUAUGUCUGAUAUGGGUCAACUGUAAGUCGUACGAUCAGGUCAAACUCAUAACUCUGCUGAAACAGAUUUGCAACUUGCUCAUACAAGAGGCAAAGAAGUUUUUGGACCCUACGACCUUAUUCCACAGUGAUAUAGACGAGGCAAUGCAAAGGGUAGCGAUGUGUUCGAAUACGCUGAAAAAUUUCGCUCAAAUUUUCAUCAGAUAUAAAGACAACUUGACCAUGGUGUUCAGAGACAAAGAUCCUAAGCCAUGGAAUUUUCAUGAGAAUAUGGUUUUUGAAAGGUUCGAUGCAUUCCUGGAACGUCUCAAGACGAUACAGUGGUUCUUCAACACGGUCCUCGAGUUCAAUAAGCUAGAGAAAAUAGAAAUUGGGGGCAUCAAGGGUAGAACUCUGAGCUCUCGCGUGACAGGAGUGUUUCAUGAAUUCCAGCAAAGCUUCUCGCAAUUUUCUGGCAAAUCCUACGAUGUGUUGGAUCCGGACGAUUCUUCAUUCAUCACGGAUUUUGAGAAUUUCAAGCAUAAAAUAUUCGAAAUGGACAUGAAAUUAGCGGCCAUUUUGUGUCAAGCUUUUGAGGACUGUUCGAACAUGGACAGUAUAUUCAAACUCAUCAAUAUUGCUGGGUCAGUUCUGGAACGACCACUCAUAAAGGAAGAAUUCACUAGUCAGUAUGAGAAAAUCUUGGAUAUGCUAGAAAUCGAAAUAAAAACUGUCGCGUCCAUUUUUGAGGAACAAUUGCAACAUAAGGAGAAAACUGGGCAAUAUAUCUUGGACAAUUAUAUGCCUCCAAUAUCAGGUAUGAUGCGAUGGACAAGAAAUUUGUGUUUAAGAAUAUCUGGACCUUUGAAGAAUUUUAAAGCACUGCAACAUCCAGUUGUUGACAGUACAGGAGGAAGGGAAUUGAUUAGAAAAGCAGAGAGUUUUAUUGAAAUGAUCAAUCAAUUGAAUGAUAAAACGUUCGUUGAAUGGGCUGAAUUGUUACCUCUAUAUAUCGAGUCUAGCCUUCAACAGUGUCUCUUAAAGAGAGACUCACAAACAUCAGAGUUGCUCUUGAACUUCAAUCCAGAGUUAACAGCUAUUCUUCGAGAAGUUCACUAUAUGAAGCUUACUGGUGAACCAAAUAUUCCAGAGAUUGUCUUGAAGCUUGCAGAACGAAACGAUGUUUUCCAGAAAUAUAUAGCCAAUUUGAAUUCCACAGUUACUUGGUAUAAUAAAAUCAGGAGAUCUUCGAAACAUGUUGAGUUCAACCUUAUCGAGAAGGAAAUUUCAGAAAUCGACAAACUGAUCGCCAUAGGUGGUGAAAACCUCAACUGGGAAUCACCAGAUUUGUGGGAUUACAUGACGAAGCUACACGACCUAGUUGGAGACCUACAGAGACAUCUUCAGCAAUGCCAAGAAAACCUAUAUGAAAUAAAACAAAUCUUAGUUCCUUUCGCUCGUCAACCCCUAUUCGAACGAAAAGAUGGCAGGAAAGACACGUUUUUGUUUUUGGAAGAGAGAGAGGAGAGACUUGAGAAACGCGUCUCAGACUUCAAAUCUAUAGCCGAACGAAUAGCGGUCCUAUUGGAGGAAAAUAUGAAACUGUUCAAGAUGGAUGGUACACCAGAAAACGAAAAAUGGAUUGAGUAUGUGGGGUAUGUGGAUAGCAUAGUCACCAGUUACUUAUACCAGUCUGUAGGAUGCAGUUUGGGUUAUAUAAAUGAACAUAUGGACCCCUACAAUGGUUUAGCACCUCUCUUUCAGUCCCAACUACAAUUACUGGAACCUAACAUAGUAUUUGUACCAUCUCUAGAGCCAUCUGACCCUGAUGGUCUUAAGAGUCUCUUGAUAGUCCUUAUGAAAGACAUCAUUGGAUCGUCGGCCGUUGUGAAGAGAUUUUCAACAACCACAUCUAUCAGCUACAAAGAAGAAAUCGAAGCAAAUCAAGAUAUUCUAGAUAUAAAAGAAGAUAUACUGUCGAACGUAGAUAAAGUUAUAGAAGAGGCCUAUGAGUUUUGCGAUCACUUUCAAAGCUAUAGUUACUUGUGGCUUGAUGAUCGUCAAGAGUAUCUCCACCAGUUCUUGAAUUUUGGCAGACAGUUAAGUGGUGAAGAGCUGGAGUACAUGGGCACUCAGGAUCCCAUGGCACCUAAACCAUGUCCCGCAAAGAUGGAACAGUUUAGGGAACAAAUUGAUAAUUACGAAAAUCUAUCAAUUGAAGUAGAUAAACUGAGUGAGGCCGAGAUAUUCCACAGCUGGUUCAAAGUGGACGUGAGACCAUUCAAGCAUGCUUUGCUCAACACAAUUAGGAAGUGGGGCAAUAUGUUCAAGCAGCACUUGGUCAACACAGUCACCACUAGCCUCUGCGAUUUGAGCCAGUUCAUAAGAUCGGCUGACGAAGGCUUACAGCAAACUGUAGGCGAGGGAGAUUACCAAGCUCUCGUAAACGUUAUGGGGUAUCUCCUUCACGUCAAGGAACGACAAGCUACUACCGACGAGAUGUUUGGACCGCUUCGUGAAACCAUAGAGCUGCUGAAAUUCUACGACCAAGAUAUACCAGAGGAAGUCAACGUUUAUUUGCAGGAGCUUCCUGAGCAAUGGAGCAACACCAAGAAGAUAGCUAUCACGGUCAAGCAACAAGUGGCACCUUUACAAGCUGCCGAGGUAACUUGCAUCAGGAAACGUAUCGUGGACUUUGACAACAGAGUGAUAUACUAUAGAGAGGUGUUCAAGAAGUAUUCUUUCUUCCAAUAUUCUUGUAUGAAUCCUUAUGAGAUGAUCGAUAAGAUUAAUAAGGAUCUGCAGAAGUUGGAGAAGAAGAUGGAAGAUAUUCAUGAAUCUGGAUCUCUGUUCGAGGUCAAUGUACCGGAUUUCAAGAUACUGAAGCAGUGCAGAAGAGACUUGAGAUUACUGAAGCAAUUGUGGGAUUAUAUCCACAUAGUCCACACCUGUGUGGACGAUUGGAAAACAACGCCUUGGAGGAAAAUCGAUGUGGAAAACAUGGACAUUGAGUGCAAGAAAUUUGCGAAGGAAGUGAAAAUGUUGGACAAAGAGAUGCGAACCUGGGAUACUUACACCGGUUUGGAAAACACUGUGAAAAACACCCUGACAUCUCUUAAAGCCGUAGGAGAACUCCAAAAUCCCGCAAUUCGCGAACGACAUUGGGAUCAAUUGAUGAACAGCACAAAGAGCUUGGCUGCCUUGCCAACUGAAUUCAAGACGAGAAUAGUCAUGGAUCACAACACAACCUUGGCAGAUCUAUUAGAACUCAACCUACACGAAUGCGAAGAAGAAGUCAAGAACAUAGUAGACAAAGCUGUGAAGGAAAUGUCCAUGGAAAAAACGCUGAAAGAACUAAACACCACAUGGUCUGCAAUGGAAUUCGAGCAAGAAACACACCUUCGUACAGGAUGUAAACUGCUAAGAGCAAGCGAAGAGUUAAUAGAAACCCUGGAAGAAAACCAGGUGCAGUUGCAAAACUUGAUAACAUCCAAAUUCAUAGCACAUUUUCUAGAGGAGGUGUCGUCCUGGCAAUACAAACUGGGUAUCGCCGACCAAGUGAUUACAGUUUGGUUCGAAGUGCAAAGAACUUGGAUGCAUCUGGAGUCAAUUUUCAUGAGCUCUGAAGACAUUCGAAAGCAACUACCAGAAGACUCCACCAGAUUCGAUAACAUAGACACCAACUUCAAGAAGCUCAUGAUAGAAAUGGCCAAAAUUCCCAAUGUCAUAGAGUCGACCAACAGACAAGGUCUUCUGGAGAUUUUGGAAGAACAUCAGAAGAAUUUGACAUUAUGCGAGAAAGCACUCGCUGUUUAUCUGGAAACCAAGAGACUUGCGUUUCCUAGAUUCUAUUUUGUUUCUUCUGCCGAUUUGCUGGAUAUACUCUCUAAUGGGAACCAACCUGAAUUGGUGGCAAAGCAUUUGACUAAAUUGUUUGAUUCAAUUGCAAAGCUGAAUUUUGGAAAAACUGAAGAUAAUACUCUAGAUAAUGUUAUCCAUGGGAUGUACGCUAAAGAUGGUGAAUAUGUGGAUUUUAAUGAACCAACCAACUGCAAUGGACCAGUUGAGGUAUGGUUGAACUCUGUCGAAUCUAGUAUGAGAGUAACGAUAAGAACGUCAAUCGGAGAUGGUGUGAAUUCCUAUGAAGAAAAACCUAGGGACCAGUGGCUGUUCGAUUUUCCAGCUCAAGUUUCCUUGUGUGGUACUCAAAUCUGGUGGACCACAGAGGUCAAUAUCGCUUUUUCUAGACUAGAGGAAGGCUAUGACAACGCCAUCAAGGAUUAUUAUAAAAAACAAGUGUCGCAGCUUAGCACACUCAUUUCUUUACUACUGGGCGAUCUCACGAAGUUGGAUAGGCAGAAAAUCAUGACUAUCUGCACUAUAGAUGUGCAUUCACGUGAUGUGGUCAGCAAGUUGAUACAGAUGAAAGUUGAAAGUGCAUUGGCUUUCCAAUGGGUUUCUCAGCUGAGGCAUAGAUGGGACGAGAAAGAGAAGCAAUGCUUUGCCAAUAUCUGUGAUGCACAGUUCAGAUAUAGCUACGAGUAUUUGGGAAAUACGCCAAGAUUGGUUAUAACUCCUUUGACAGAUCGUUGUUAUAUAACUUUGACACAGUCUCUCCAUUUGAUCAUGGGAGGAGGACCAGCAGGUCCUGCUGGUACAGGAAAAACGGAAACAACAAAAGACCUGGGACGAGCCUUAGGAAUCUCGGUCUAUGUGUUUAAUUGUUCUGAACAAAUGGACUAUAAAUCUUGUGGUAAUAUAUACAAAGGUCUAGCCCAAACUGGGGCAUGGGGAUGUUUCGAUGAAUUCAACAGGAUAUCAGUAGAAGUUCUGUCAGUCGUAGCAGUUCAAGUGAAAUCGGUUCUAGAUGCUAUCAAGAAUAAAAAAAUAACAUUCGAUUUCAUGGGUGAUCGGAUCCAAUUGGUACCAACUGUUGGAAUUUUUAUAACGAUGAACCCAGGAUAUGCUGGAAGAACAGAAUUACCUGAGAAUUUGAAAGCACUAUUCAGGCCAUGUGCUAUGGUUGUGCCAGAUUUCGAACUGAUCUGUGAAAUAAUGUUGGUUGCUGAAGGUUUCCAAGAUGCAAAAAUCCUAGCAAGAAAGUUCAUAACCCUCUACACCCUAUGCAAGGAACUUUUGUCGAAACAAGACCAUUAUGAUUGGGGACUGAGAGCUAUCAAAUCUGUCCUAGUAGUAGCAGGAUCCUUGAAGAGAGGCGAUCAUGGAAGACCUGAAGAAGAAGUACUCAUGAGAGCUUUGAGAGAUUUCAAUAUUCCAAAAAUAGUAACGGACGAUACGCCAGUAUUCAUGGGCCUCAUAGGUGAUUUGUUUCCAGCUUUAGAAGUUCCUAGAAAGAGAGAUGCCGAGUUUGAAAAAACUGUGAAACAGGCAGCGAUUGAUCUGAAAUUACAGCCUGAAGACAACUUCAUCCUCAAGGUUGUUCAACUCGAAGAAUUACUAGAAGUCAGACAUUCCGUCUUCAUUGUUGGUAAUGCAGGCACAGGUAAAACAGAAGUUUGGAAAACCCUAUUUCGUACAUACCAGAAUAUCAAAAAGAAACCUGUCUGCAACGAUUUGAACCCUAAAGCAGUAACAAAUGACGAACUUUUCGGAAUUAUCAAUCCAGCCACUAGAGAAUGGAAAGACGGACUACUGUCAGUACUGAUGAGAGAUCAAGCCAAUUUGCCAGGCGACAAUCCCAAGUGGAUCAUACUUGAUGGAGACAUUGAUCCCAUGUGGAUAGAAUCUUUGAAUACCGUAAUGGAUGACAACAAAGUACUCACUCUGGCUAGCAAUGAAAGGAUAGCUUUGACUCCAGUCAUGAGACUGCUAUUCGAAAUUUCCAAUUUGAGGACUGCUACCCCUGCAACUGUUUCCAGAGCUGGAAUUCUUUAUAUCAAUCCUCAAGAUCUUGGUUGGAAUCCGUAA